Messenger RNA from Jaminaea rosea, 4870 nucleotides. RefSeq lists its product as hypothetical. The record is from RefSeq and is a predicted model, not a curated record. Bases 37 to 4668 code for a protein of 1543 amino acids. Gene Ontology annotation, cellular component: cytoplasm. Gene Ontology annotation, biological process: chromatin remodeling. The transcript has a single exon. Lineage: Eukaryota; Fungi; Basidiomycota; Exobasidiomycetes; Microstromatales.
AAGCAACGCUCAUUUGGACGCCAGGUCUGCAAUGUCAUGGCGGCAGGCAGGAAUGGGCCUUUCAAUGGCAUCGGCGCAGGCGCAUCACAAGAUCGCCAGAUUUUCGCGCAGAUUAAGCCUAUCUGCGUCCAGCUGCUAGCGCUCAGUCGACCAGGACCCUCAUCGAAGUCACCUCAAAUUGCGGAUCAUCUCGCAACGCUGAGAGACACAUUGGACAAGGCCAGCGACCCCGUCCCUCUCCCUCCUCCGUUUAGCUGUGCCGACUCCUACGUCAUCCCAGUCUCGCCAGCCAACCUGCUCAGUCCCUCCCUCCUCAACUAUGUCUUCUUCCCAAUCUCCCAGCUCUUCCAAUCACAGCCCAAAGGGCCCCUUGAUCUGCCACAGCGGACGCUGCAAGAAGCUUUUGGCUGUCUCGAGGUGCUCUGUCGACAUUGGUGGGGAAGAUGGCAGGCUAUCAUCUCCCAGCCCUCAACAUCCAAGGCUCCGCUACCCGCAGGAGGGAAGGAGGCGUUGGACAUGUGGCGCCAGCUGCUCGUGCUAGGGGCGAUCAUGCUGAGUGGGCCGCCGCCGCAGAAGGGAGCGACAGACCCAGCGCAGCAUAACGUCACACCCGAAACUAACCUGGCUGUGCUGCGAUUUCUUCGCUCGCUGCUUGCUCCGAGAAGAGCAGAAUCCAGCGCAGAGAAGACAAAGGCGAAAGAAGCGCCUCCGGAAAAUAGCCAGGCGAAGCGGUGGGAGUGGGAUGGCGAGUCCGAGCUUCCCUCACUCGAAGAUAUGGACGACCUCGAUAACAAGCCACUGCCAUCUGCUCAGGACCAGCCGCUUUCGAAGCCAGUAGCCGGCGACGCUCCGGAGCGCAGCCCUUUCCUGUACCCAACACGAGGCCACUUGUCCCUCGCCUCUGCUCCUCCAGUCAAAUCGCCCCUUCUCCACGCCCUUACUGCAUCGCUCGAUACUCUAUCCUCUGCACCUAUCCACUCGUCAUCCAUACCGCUGCGAGCCAUGGCGCUUGAGGUGGCCCGAAUCAUCGCCGUCGGCUGGAUAGGCGCUAUGGAACCUCCUUCUCACGACACAACACCAGCUGCAGCCGCCAAGGCAAAAGCAGACCGCCUUGCUCCGCUUCUUCCGGGUGUAGUCAGUAAAGCCGUGCGCGUUCUUACGAUCGGCGAUGACGGCAAGAGGCUCAGUCCGACGAAGGUGCCGGGCGAGCUUGUGGCAAGGGCAAUGGCGCUGCUCAGGGACGUGAUUGUGCCCGUAUUGGAUGGUGAAGCUACCUUGGAGCUGCGUAGCAGAGAUGGCGGGCGUGAACGCAGAGAAGGGGCGGGUGAAGGAGAAGGGAAGGUGCAAAGCCUGGAAGAUCUCCUUGCUGGACUCAAUACGUCUGGCAAGGCAGACGAUGAGCCCGAGACAUUGCAAACUCCCGCUUCUCAAUCCGAAGCGUCAUCCACGCCAGACGCUCAGGCUAAUGCACAGCUGACGGCGCUCAAAGCGGCCCUCAACAACCUCACGCUCGCCUUUCGCUCCCUCAGCGCCGCUUCUUCACCGAGAACGGAGGCGAAAGACGAGGUGGAAGAUCUGGCCGCGCACACUCACUCGGCGGCACAGCUCGGCAUUGUCGUCUUUGCGGCUGGCGUACUAGAAAGUUGUGAUCAGACGUUGAGCUGGUUCUCUAGUGCAUCAACAGCGGGGGCGACAGGUUCAGGGGACGAAGAUCUGAGCUCCAUUCUGUUCCGCUGGAUCCUAGACCUCGCACCUUCGCCGGGCCCACCGGGCGCAACUUUCACGACUGCUGAGCGCGAAGCUCAGGCACGUCUUGAUUCCCUCCUCUCAGCCUCUCCUCGCGGCAACUCUGCUCUUCGCUCACUCGCUCUUGAAGCAGGCUCAGCUCUCAAGUCGCUCCCACCAGCCAUUCUCGCGCAUCGCAAUGCUCUGACCUCUCGUCUGGCGCACCGCGUCUCGGCCGUCGCAGCUGCGGCACUUCGCGCUCCCGCAUUGGCGGAAAGACUGGUCAGCGAGCCGGAGAUGGCGCAGAUUUGGGCAGAGCGGCUGGUGGAGUGCUUGGAGCUCGAUAAGCAGGACGGUGGCGGUGGUGUGGCCGAUGACUACGCCGAGAACGGCGACCAGGACGGCAGCGAAACGAUGGGCAUGCCGUCCCUGCGCCACCUCGAGCCCGCUGCGGCUCGGAUGCUGGGCGAGAUGCUACAAAGUUGGGGGCAGGUUUGCGCGAGCGCUUUGCUGGCUCGACUUGAGGCCUCAUCAGCGCGAACCCAGGGGAACUCCGCACCCUCGUCGUCACCAGAUGGUCCGCUUCACCUCCUCUACUGGCUGCUACAAUAUUCCCGCCGGCAACGCAAUCUCGCUCGCGCCCAGUCUGCUCGCAACGCUGAAGCAUGCCUUGCAGCCUUCUCAUCAUCUAUAGCUGCACUCUUCAUGCUGCGUCAACUCCUUUGCGGUGUUGCGAAAGAGCUCAACGACGAUCGGCUGUCACUGCUGACAGGCAAGGCGGGCAAGCGGGCUCGUAAAGCUGCCCACAAGCUUGCGGGCGACUUGAUCAGGGAGGUGCAGGAAGAUUGGGACGAGGAGGCGCAAGGUCUUGUUCUGACGCGGAGGCAUGGUCACGAAGACGCUGGACGAGAUGCAGUGCGCGCAAGGCCGCAGGGAGACAAGCAGGUGCAAGGGCCCAUGGACUCCCUCACCUCAGCAGGAGCCGCUUCACAUUCCCGUGGCUUACCAGCCAAUCCAACGUCUGCCGCUCUCGCCGAAAGGCCAGACAACUUCGGUCCAGCCCUCAAUCUGUCCUUCGUCUCGGCUGCCACUGUCGGCUCCUCCUCGAACGACAAGGUCAUCUCGUCUACAGCCGCUCUGCGCGCCCGCUUGUCUCACCAAGUCCAACACCUGCGCACUCUUCAACUCUCCCUUCUCCACCUUUCCUCUCAACUCCUCGGCCCCGCCUUCCAACCAAGGCUGCUGUCCACAAUCUACCCACUCGUCUCCGCCCUUACCCACCCAAGUCCUCUUGUGGCCGGGGAGGCCGGUAGGACCUUGAGUGGCAUAGCGAGAGCGACCGGCUAUGGAGAUUUACUGACCUUGGUCAGGGAGAAUGUGGAUUACAUCCUGGGCGAGGCGAGUUGGCGAUUGGUUGUUGGGCUAGGAAGGGAAUUGGAGUCUGAACUUGCUGCGCGUCCAAGAGAUCAUGACGUUGAUGCCGCAGGAUUCGCUCUCACUCACUACGGCGGCUCCUCUCUCUCCCUCACCAAUCACUCACGGCCCCUCCUCUCCUCUCGCACCCCUCCUCUCGUACUCACCGAAGUCAUGCGUCUCCUGGGGCCAAGCUCGCUGCAUCUUAUAGAGGAUUCAGUCGACGAAAUACUCGAUGCACUGGAUCGCUUCCACGGGUUUGACGAUGUGGCCGACGCAUUGUUGAUGGUGCUGGACAGGUCGUUGGAGGUGAUGGGCGAGGAGGCAGCGAGGGGCGGUCGCGGCGGGACUGAGGAAAGUCACACUCGACAAGCUAAGAAGGCAGAGAUGAGCGUGAAUCCGCGAAAGGACCUAGAAGCGCUCGAUGACUGGCUCGCGAAACGCAGGACGAUGCGGCAACGUCGCUCCAGCGGCGCCCCACGCGCAGAGACGACACGAGCCGACGUGCAAGAAGAGCUGGAGUCAGCUUUCGACAAGGUCGAGCAAGACGGCGGUGAAGACACAACGAACCCCACCGCCGCCCCUACGCCAGCCACGCGCUCGCAGCAGCUAUUGGUCGCCAUCCUGUCCAAGAGCCUGCCAUUCCUCUCUCACGCCUCAGCACUCAUAAGAGCAAGGGUGCUCAGACUCUUUACCGCAGGCACACGGCUCCUCGCACCACCUGGUGGGACUGACGGCGAAGGGAAAGGGAAUGAUAAGUGGCAACGCCGCGAGGAUCUGCUCCUGCCCCUUAUCAGCCGCGCCUGGCCUCUCAUUCUUGCACGACUAGGAUGGGAUGUCUCCCGCCCUUUCCCACCACACCUCAGCUCUACCUCCGACGCAAAUCAACCAUCGCUCGCGCGUCUCGAAGCGCAGCUCAGCGAACUUGAGCCCGUGGUGCAUCUCGCUGCCAUACACCUCUUGGAGGUCACGGCAAGUUGUGUGCCGGACUUCGUGGGAAGGAGAUGGGUCGACGAGGCUUGGCCGCGCGUGCGGAUGAUAUUGAGUUUGGCAGAGCACCGGCAGAGCGAACAGGGUGGGGAGAGAGCGCGAGAGGCAAGGACUACGCGGAUGACUCCGACUAAGGGGCUGGUCAACGCAGCCGCUGAUGGUACGGCAGACAUGCUGGCAGUCGAGCGGCAUCGACUCUUCAAGCCCUUUGUCCCCCAUACCCCGUUGUACACCCUCCUCGUCUCCACUCUCUCUGGCCUCAUCCCUCUGGUCUCCAACCUCGGCCCGGCCAUGGCCGACAAAGCGCUGUGGGAGAUGGUGACGCACCCGCUCAUCGUAUCUGCUUUAGAUGCGAGGCAGAAGGCAGAGCUAAGAGCGAAGGCGGUAAGGCUGAUGAGGGCAGCGAAGGGAUGUGAUGCGGCUGGGAGCGUUUGGGCUGCGUUGAGGGUGAUUGAGACGGGCGUGAUCGUGGGGAGAGAGGAAGGCCAAGGGAAGACGCUCGACGUAAGACUAGCUGCUGCUGAGAUUUUCGCGCAAUGAGCUACGAGAGAGACAAUGUCAUAGAUUGAACAAGAGGGCAUCGAAGGCCGUCGUGUGGCAUAAGAGUUGAAGCCCCUCAUCGACGAAAGAAGCUAUCGAGACUACGCUGGUCAGAGGCUCGCGGCCCGGUAGCCACUCUUCCGCCUCCUGCGUUCUUUUUCAUCCUCUUGCUGCUGUUCGCUUGCUCGUCUAGGGUAUCAUC